AUGACUUUAUUGUCUCCAUUCCUUAACCAAACUGUGCUUGUUGUAACACUCGAUGGCCGUGUUCUCGUGGGAACUUUGAAAGGCACUGACCAAAACGCCAACGUGAUUCUGGAAAAAUGUCAGGAGCGAGUGUUUUCUAUGGAUGGAACAGAAGUUGUACCUCUAGGCCUUUAUCUUGUUCGUGGUGAUAGUUUGUGCACGGUGGGCCUUGUUGAUGAGGAAAAGGAUACAGCCAUUGAUCUAUCGCAAAUACGGGCAGAACCUCUUGCAACAACGACGCUGUAA
This is a messenger RNA of Lichtheimia ornata, 285 nucleotides long. RefSeq lists its product as uncharacterized. Lineage: Eukaryota; Fungi; Mucoromycota; Mucoromycetes; Mucorales; Lichtheimiaceae. Gene Ontology annotation, cellular component: precatalytic spliceosome; U4/U6 x U5 tri-snRNP complex; U6 snRNP. The transcript has 4 exons. Gene Ontology annotation, molecular function: RNA binding. The record is from RefSeq and is a predicted model, not a curated record. Bases 1 to 285 code for a protein of 94 amino acids. Gene Ontology annotation, biological process: mRNA splicing, via spliceosome.